AUGGACCCCAGCAAGCGGUAUCAGGUGCGGCCCAGCAGCGCCAAGUACGACGCGCGGCCCGGCAUCAAGUGGUCCGACAGCCUCUGGGGCUUCCGCGUCAUCGUCGCCGUCAUUAUCGGCCUCGCUGUCUCUGUAUUGAGUAACUAUUUGCCUUCCUUUCCUGCUCAUCCGCGCGGUGCUUCUCUUACUCGUUACAGCGAGUCGACUCGAACCACCCGCUCAUCCCGUCGUCAUUCCGAAUCCCUUCACUUUACUCACCUGCACAACCUGCCCCCUCUCUCCCCGCUCCUCACCCCCUGCCGAACCUACUCGGCCGCGCCUUGUUCCCGAGCCAGCCUGCCCGGUUUGGUGAGCCCGACCCUGCAGGCGGUGCUGUACGCGGUAGUGAGUGCUGCGGUAUUCCUGGCGCUGCUCUUCCUCUUCCUCGUGCAGCACAUCGACCCUGGGAUCAUCCCUCCCUCCGAGAUUAAAGACCCGGAAGUAGUGGCAGCAGAGAGGGGGCAGAUAUCCCCAGACCUAGUUAUUGACUCGCAUGGCCAGUGGGCGCGCCGCCGCCUGCUGCUGGACGGUCGAUCAGAGAUCACCCAGCGAUACUGCAGCACGUGCAACGUGUGGCGCCAGCCCAGGACUAGCCACUGCUCUCGAUGCGGGUUCUGUAUGGAGCGCUUCGACCACCACUGCGGGGCAGUGGGCACGUGUGUUGCGCGCAAGAACCACCGCUUCUUCACCGGGUUCCUCUUCUCUGCUUCCUUGGCGUCGGGUCUGCUGCUCUAUGCCACAUUUCUGCGACUCAAAGAGGAGGACUGGGAUAAGGGUCUAAGCGAGCAGGAGGUGUAUGUGUUCUUCCUCAUGCUGCUCGCCCUCGCCUACUUCUACACAUCUCUGCUCUUCUUCUUCGCUGUCAUGCACGGCACCAUCCUGCUCUGUGAUUGCACCACGAAGCAGUACAUCCGAUCCAGGCAGGGCCGAGCCGUUGCUGGGUUCCCGCCGCUGCCCCUCAUCCUCCUCCCCCGCUUCCCGCGCCAAUGCCCGACGCGCAGGAGUCCGAUAGUCGACGCGGCGGCUUUAAUUCGUCCACUCGUCAUCAUGGCCGCCCCUUCCUCGCCGCGUUUCAUGCCCCUUCGCCGCGUCCCGCUGCCACGGCUCCUCCUCCUCGCCCUCUGCGCGGUCCUGCUGCCGGCGCGCCUGCCACUUCCAGCAGUAGCCAGCGCCGCGCUUGCCGCCUCCGCGCAGGGUUCCGCCUCCGCGCUGGGUGCCGCCUCCGCGCUGGGUGCCGCCUCCGCGCACGAUGAUGCUGCCCCGACAGCUCCCCCGCCCACCGAGUCACUGUACGCGAUCGCGAUGAGCGCGUUCCGCGCCAUGAGGCUCAUGGAGAGCUCCCAGCCGUCGGAUCAUACUACCACCGCCGCCGCCUUGGCUGCUCCCCCGGCAAACCGCACCUCGUCGGAGGCGGGAACCUUUCAGGCGGAUCUGUCGCCGACUAAGGCGCAGUUCGUGGCGGAAUUGAAGGCACUCGUUAAGAAGCUCAAGGCGCGAGGCUGCAGCAUCUUCGCGAAAACAGUGCGAUCAUUCGUGUCCAGUGCUGAAAAGACCGCUGAUGCUGAUUUUGUCUACGCCCCACUCACCUUCCUCGCGCCCACCGAUGCGGCCUUCUUCCGAGCCCUCUUCCGUUCGAGACACGCGGUGUCGAGAAAAGUCGCUAUCUUCCACAUCCUCCUUGAGCUUUACAGCCUCAAAAGGCUGAAAGCUGUGCCGGACGGGAACGGGCUUUUUCCGUUGCUGUUUUUCGACUCACAGAAGGACAAGUAUGUGCUUGUGAAGCACAGUGUGCGGCCGAACCUGAUUUUCAACCCUGGGACAAAGGUGGCCUUUAGUGCGAGGAAUGCGUCGACGCUGUUCUGGGCGCAGGUGGACACGAAGAGGAUGUUUGAGGGGUCGUUUGUGAAGGCGCACCAGCUGGAUCGUGUGCUUCUGCCCUAG
Messenger RNA from Closterium sp. Naga37s-1, 1980 nucleotides. The record is from the annotation of a GenBank genome assembly. NCBI's taxonomy places the organism in Eukaryota, Viridiplantae, Streptophyta, Zygnematophyceae, Desmidiales, Closteriaceae.